Messenger RNA from Staurois parvus, 316 nucleotides. The record is from the annotation of a GenBank genome assembly. NCBI's taxonomy places the organism in Eukaryota, Metazoa, Chordata, Amphibia, Anura, Ranidae.
AGAGCCGAAGACAUCGUGUCCAAUCACAGCUGAUCACUGAUGAUCAGUGUGCCCUGAUGAUCAGUGUAGCCCCAGCAGUGCCACCUGUCAGUGCCCAUCAAUGCCACCUGCCAGUGCCCAUCAGUGCUACAUCAAUGCCACAUAUCAGUGCCUACCAGUGCACAUAAAUGCCACAUAUCAGUGCCCACCAGUGCACAUCAAUGCCACAUAUCAGUGCCCAUCUGAGCUGCCUUUCAGUACCACCUAUCAGUACCAGUCAGUGUGCCUAUCAAUGCCAGUCAGUGACGCCUAUCAGUGCCAUAUAUGAGUGCUGCCU